GGCGCCGAGGAUCACGAGGUCCGGGAGCGUCCGCCGCCGAAGGAUCUAGGCGGACCCUCGGGGCCCGAUGGCGCAGAUGUCGAACCUUGUGCUCUUCACACAGCUCCUGCUCAGCCCAGCUCUCGCGCGCAGCUCCAGCCCCCUCCCCCUGGUCCUCAACACUUGGCCUUUUAAGAAUGCAACCGAAGCAGCGUGGAGUACAUUAGCGUCUGGAGGUUCCCCCCUGGAUGCUGUGGAGAGGGGCUGUGCUGUGUGUGAGAGGGAGCAGUGUGACGGUACUGUCGGCUUUGGAGGAAGCCCCGAUGAGUUUGGAGAAACCACACUGGAUGCCAUGAUCAUGGAUGGCACUACUAUGAAUGUAGGAGCAGUAGGAGAUCUUAGACGAAUUAAAAAUGCUAUUGGUGUGGCAAGAAAAGUACUGGAACAUACAACACACACACUUUUAGCAGGAGAGUCAGCCACCAAGUUUGCCGAAAGUAUGGGGUUUGUCAAUGAGGAUUUAUCUACCAAUACUUCUCGAGCUCUUCAUGCAGACUGGCUUGCUCGGAAUUGCCAGCCAAAUUAUUGGAGGAAUGUUAUACCAGAUGCUUCAAAAUACUGUGGACCUUACAAACCACCGAGUAUCUUAAAGCAAGAUGGUUCUACCUAUAAAGAAACAGGCGAUAAUUACGGUCAUGAUACUAUUGGCAUGGUUGUAAUCCAUAAUAUGGGACGCACUGCUGCUGGUACAUCGACAAAUGGUAUAAAAUUCAAAAUACCUGGUCGAAUAGGAGAUUCGCCGAUACCUGGAGCUGGGGCCUAUGCUGACGAUACUGCGGGAGCAGCUGCAGCCACUGGGGAUGGGGACAUACUGAUGCGUUUUCUACCAAGCUACCAAGCUGUAGAAUAUAUGAGAACAGGAGAAAAUCCAACCAUAGCUUGCCAAAAAGUGAUUUCAAGAAUUCAUAAGUACUUUCCAAAGUUCUUUGGGGCUGUUAUAUGUGCCAAUGUGACUGGAAGUUAUGGUGCUGCAUGCAAUAAACUACCAACAUUUACUCAGUUUAGUUUCAUGGUUUAUAAUUCUCAAAAAGAUCAGCCAACUGAGGAAAAAGUAGACUGCAUCUAAUCCAUCUUUUCUGUCAGCAUCUAUAUUUAAAGAAGAAAGAAGCAAAGGCUGGAAAGGUUACUCACUAUCACUGCAGAGCUGCAUUCUCAAUUCUUUGUGUAAAAUAAACACAAAAAUAAAUGUAUGCUGACAUCGCACUUUUACUUGGAACAUAUGAAAUUUUUUAUUACCUAGUUUUAAGCGUUGUACGAGUAUAUUGCCUCUGAAAAUGCAUAUGUGUGUAUAUAUGUUUUAAUGUUUAAGUUUUAAGUGUCAUUUGGAUUUCUACUCCAUGUUUUAAGAAAUUUGUUCUUUGAAGAUUUAUUUCCAUAGUGAUAUAAUUAUUAAAGCCAAAAGAAAUAAUCUAGAGUUAGAUACUUAAAGUAUCCCAUGUUUUUUAGACCCAAAGAAAAAGUAAAGAUGAGGCGCAGCGUGAUUAGUCCUGAUUGAAUUUCAGUACAUUACAGUGAUAUGUCUCUUCCCACUGAUUAUCAACUUUACGUAAUGCUCCCUGCUAGCUUAAAGAAGAGGGAAUGCUAUUAAUAAUAAAGGUGCUUUUUGUUUUGCUCCUAUUAGAAAAUAUGGGCAAUUUUCUGAUGAGCACUUGUGUUGAUUUUCUUUGGUUUUUUUCCUCUGCUAGAGCUCUCAACGUGUGAAGGUUCUUCAGCCACAAAAAUCUCUGACCUUUUAGCUACUAAUAUUUAGUAUUAAUAAUUUUUUCUGAAGAUGAUUUAGGGAGUUUGAAUUGUACUGUGGUUUUACUAAUCUCGUGUGCCGUGGUCGGUGAUUGCAAUUAGAAAUGAGUCAGUUAAUCUAUCGUGUAGCUUGGUCUUGUUUUCCUAAAUGCUGAGUCUACUAUCUGACAGCUAUACAGAGUUGUAUGUGUGCUUUCUCAGCAUCAUCUUUUCCUUCAAAAUCAUUAUCUUCACCAUCAGGAGUCAGUAAUAAAACCGUGUGAACAAUAUUGUCCUCAA
Molecule: messenger RNA, 2058 nt
Organism: Hipposideros armiger (great roundleaf bat)
Lineage: Eukaryota; Metazoa; Chordata; Mammalia; Chiroptera; Hipposideridae
Gene: AGA
Product: aspartylglucosaminidase
Exons: 9
Coding region: 68-1105 (345 amino acids)
Biological process (GO): protein deglycosylation
Cellular component (GO): lysosome; cytoplasm
Molecular function (GO): N4-(beta-N-acetylglucosaminyl)-L-asparaginase activity
Source: RefSeq, a predicted model, not a curated record